AUGUACCGUCUGAAACACUUCUCGAUCCUCAGCAUAAUUCUUCUCUCCGCAUCAGCGGCGCAGACCUCCCAGAAGACCACGGUCGGAAUUGCGACGGCGGAUAAGAGUCGUGGAGUCGACGUGCCAUUGAAUGAAUGCCAUGCGAUUGAAGAAGAAGAUGUUCUAACCCUCUCGCUGAAAAAACCGUGCCGUUUGUUCACGGGCCCCGAUUGUACCGGCCACAACACAUUCUUGAGUCCCGGCGACCACUCUUCCAAGGAUCCUAUACCUGUGGUGGAGUCCAUUUUCUGCCAAUCCUCGUUCUAG
Molecule: messenger RNA, 306 nt
Organism: Penicillium brevicompactum
Lineage: Eukaryota; Fungi; Ascomycota; Eurotiomycetes; Eurotiales; Aspergillaceae
Exons: 4
Coding region: 1-306 (101 amino acids)
Source: RefSeq, a predicted model, not a curated record